GGGUACUUGUUGGGCGAAUCUUUUAUUAUUAUUAUUAUAUGUCAGAGUUGGUAUAGACUUCAGAUUUAUAGCUAUAUAAACCUGAUCCAGUUUUAGCAACCAGAUAUAUAUAUAUAUUUCUUGUUUUUUGUUUUUUUUUUUUUUGGGGUGAAAACACUCCUCACCAACCUUUGUUGGACUCUUGGAUCACAAUAUUGGGUAGUUGUUCGGCGAAUCUUUUAUCUUUUUUACCACAUGUCAGAGUUAGUAUAGACUUCAGAUUUAUAGCUAUAUAAACCUGAUAUAGUUUUAGCAACCAGAUAGGUAAAGUUGAAGAGAACAAUCAAACUUUUUCCAAGCAGUGGAGAUACUCUCCAUCCAGAAAUUUGGGAAUGAAUGCUCCAAUUGUUCAACACAUCUCAGGGUGUUUUAUCAAACCACAGUAUAUAACAGAUGAAUCAAAACAACCCAUUCAUUUGUCACAAUGGGACUUAGCCAUGCUCUCAGUUCAUUACAUCCAAAAGGGUCUACUCUUCAUCAAGCCUCAAGCAGUUGAUGAUCAAGCAGACCCCAUCAAACCUCUCCUGGAAAAGCUCAAAGUGUCCCUCUCUCUUGCUCUCGUUCAUUUCUAUCCGCUUGCCGGUCGCUUAGCCACACUCAAACAAGAAAAUCCACCUUGCUACUCUGUAUUUAUCGAUUGCAAUGACAGCCCGGGGGCCAGAUUCAUCCAUGCAGCCGUGGACUUGACAGUGUCCGACAUCCUUUUGCCUACUGAUGUCCCUCUAGUUGUCCAAUCGUUCUUUGAUCACGACAAAGCAAUUAAUCAUGACGGUCACACCAUGUCUCUGUUAUCAAUUCAGGUGACAGAGCUAGUUGAUGGGAUCUUUAUAGGAUGUUCCAUAAACCAUGUUGUCGUGGAUGGAACAUCUUUCUGGCAUUUCUUUAGGGCAUGGUCAGAGAUUUUCAAAGCACAAGGACAGGACAAUAUUCCCAUUUCUCACCCACCAAUUCACAAGCGUUGGAUUCCUGAGGGCCAUGGUCCAAUUAUCAGCCUUCCUUUUACCCACCAUGAUCAGUUCCUCAGCAGACAUGAAGCACCCCAAAUGAGGGAAAGAGUCUUCCACUUCUCAACAGAGUCCAUAGCAAAAAUCAAAGCCAAAGCCAAUUCAGAAUGCAAGUCCAACAACAUCUCCUCCUUGCAGGCCUUGUCAGCACUUGUUUGGAGGUCCGUCACAAGGGUGCGGCGUCUACCAGCUGACCAGGAGACCAGUUGCAGAAUGGCCAUUAAUAACAGAUCAAGAUUGAGCCCACCAUUGCCCCAGGAAUACUUUGGAAAUUCAAUCCAGACAGUGAGAGGAAUCGCCACAGCUGGACAACUGCUUGAACACAAUCUCGGGUGGGCAGCUUCACUAUUGCAUCAAGCUGUGACUAACCACAGUGACAAUGCAUUAAGAGAGUGGGUUGAGGCAUGGUUUGAGUCUCCCUUUAUAUACCAACUUGGACGGUUCUUUGAUCCCUGCAGCAUUAUGAUGGGAAGCUCACCGCGGUUUGACAUGUAUGGGAAUGAGUUCGGAUUGGGGAAAGCAGUGGCACUUCGUAGUGGAUACGCGAACAAAUUUGAUGGGAAAGUGUCAUUGUAUCCGGGAUGUGAAGGCGGAGGGAGUAUGGAUUUGGAGAUAUGUCUUUCACCAGAUUUGAUGUGUGCUCUUGAAUCCGACAAGGAGUUCAUGGAGGCUAUCCUUUAAUCUAAUAUUUUAUGUACUAGAAUUUGCAAUGUUGAAGUUGAAUGCUUCACAAUUAGCCUUAUCUUGCAAACCAUGAAUUGAAUAAUUUAAUGGAUUGACUUAGUUUUAUGUUAA
This is a messenger RNA of Cornus florida, 1838 nucleotides long. RefSeq lists its product as uncharacterized. The coding region runs from base 372 to 1724 and encodes 450 amino acids. NCBI's taxonomy places the organism in Eukaryota, Viridiplantae, Streptophyta, Magnoliopsida, Cornales, Cornaceae. The transcript has 2 exons. The record is from RefSeq and is a predicted model, not a curated record.